UCCUGGAGGCCUAUAAGGAGAAACAUAACCCAACUUCCAUAAUCGCAAGAUUUUUGUCAAAGAUUUCACCGAUUUCAACCAAAAAUCUUAAUUAAUCGUCAUUAUGUCAGCAUGGAGGCAAGCAGGUCUUAACUACAUCAAUUAUUCUCAAAUUGCUGCCCGUCUCCUGCGACAGGCAUUGAAGACAGAUUUGAGGGUAGAAGCUGCGAAGCGAGAUGAAGCGAAUGUUAAAUUCACCCAAUGGAAAGACGGAAAACCCGUCAGUGACAAGAAUUGAAAAUGUACAUUGAUGAGAAAGAACUAGGCUGCGUCUAUCACAGAAGAAUAGAGUCCACCACGUAAAAUAAAACUAAUUUAUGGUCUACCUUGUUCCCUUCCGUUAUGUAAAAUAAACAGAUUUCUUUCUUGAUU
Messenger RNA from Belonocnema kinseyi, 411 nucleotides. Its product is annotated as protein stunted-like. The record is from RefSeq and is a predicted model, not a curated record. The transcript has 4 exons. The coding region runs from base 104 to 277 and encodes 57 amino acids. NCBI's taxonomy places the organism in Eukaryota, Metazoa, Arthropoda, Insecta, Hymenoptera, Cynipidae. Gene Ontology annotation, cellular component: mitochondrial inner membrane. Gene Ontology annotation, biological process: proton motive force-driven mitochondrial ATP synthesis. Gene Ontology annotation, molecular function: proton-transporting ATP synthase activity, rotational mechanism.